Messenger RNA from Carica papaya (papaya), 1446 nucleotides. NCBI's taxonomy places the organism in Eukaryota, Viridiplantae, Streptophyta, Magnoliopsida, Brassicales, Caricaceae. The record is from RefSeq and is a predicted model, not a curated record.
AAGAACAGCAAAGGAAAAGUUGAUGGUGCUUCUUUGGGGUUGAGAAAAGUGAAGGAUACAUAUAAAAAUGUGGAGGAUUAUAUGAAAACUUUUGAGCCCCUUUUAUUUGAAGAAGUCAAGGCACAGAUUGUACAGCAACAGAAAGACGAGGGAGAAGUGGCAGAAUGGAAGAUGAGACUGGUGAUGGAAUGCAGUGAGGCUGAUGGGUUUCACUUUCCAGCAGUGACCUAUGAAGCUGAUGAGGACGAGUCGAUAUUCCAGAAUGACCUUUUGCUAUUAUCAAAAGAAGAGUUUAAAGAGGGGAGUAAAAAUCUCCCAACAACUUAUGCGUUUGCAUUGGUGGAACAUCGCCAGAAAAAUCUUCUUAGACUUAGAAUGUAUUUGAAGGAGGAGGUUUUGCAUAUCAAUAAGGAUGCUAAAUCUUCUCAGAGGCUGUCAGACAUGCGAGCCCUAAUUACUUCUUCUGCUACUGCUAUAGACAAACGCUUGUUCAGUAUAAAGAUUUGCAGUUUAUCUACUAUUACCCGUGAAUAUGCAGCUUUAUGGUCUGUGGGCUCUCUCCCAUUCACGGACUUAAUACUGACAGCUGCAGAAAAAAAUUAUGGUUUUGGAGAUCCAGCCUGGAAAAUUUCUGGAUCCCUGCAUGAUCAUUUUAAAGAGAAUCUGAACAAAUCUCAAAAAGAAGCCAUUGAUGUUGGUCUAUCACGUAAACCUUUUGUGCUGAUACAGGGGCCUCCGGGAACUGGAAAAACGCAGACAAUUCUUGGGCUCCUCAGUGCCAUUUUGCAUGCAACUCCAGCAAAAGCGCAUUUCAAGGGUGACAUAUAUGGGAUAAGACUUGGGUCAGAAAUGUCCACGGAAGAAAAAAAAAAUUAUUGGAGACGAGGAUCUCCAUGGCUAAAUGGUAAUAAUCCCAGAGAUAUUUUCAUGCCUGUUGAUGGUGAUGAUGGUUUCUUCCCAACAACUGGAAAUGAGUUAAAACCAGAGGUGAUCAAUUCCAUACGCAAGUAUCGUACUCGGGUGCUGGUAUGUGCCCCCUCGAACUCUGCACUUGACGAAAUCGUGUUACGGCUUCUGAAAUCUGGUCUUCAUGAUGAACAUAGCCGCAGGUAUACUCCUAAAAUUGUGCGAAUUGGUCUUAAGCCACAUCAUUCUGUUGCCACAAUGUCCUUGGAUUAUCUUGUAGCGCAAAAACUUGGUUCAGCUGCUGAUAAACAGAAACAAGGAGCCACGGGAAUGGAUAGAGAUAGCGUUCGUGCUUCCAUUCUGGAUGAGGCUGCAAUUGUCUUCUCUACCCUCAGCUUUAGUGGGUCAGCACUUCUAACAAAAUUAAAUCGCGGUUUUGAUGUUGUCAUAAUAGAUGAAGCUGCACAAGCUGUAAGUAUCUUUCUAUAUUCUUUUUGUGCCUACAACCGUUGUUAAAAGUGUGGGUCAGGGCUUGAAUAC